Molecule: messenger RNA, 4648 nt
Organism: Cryptomeria japonica (Japanese cedar)
Lineage: Eukaryota; Viridiplantae; Streptophyta; Pinopsida; Cupressales; Cupressaceae
Product: retinoblastoma-related protein
Exons: 18
Coding region: 1060-4227 (1055 amino acids)
Biological process (GO): cell differentiation; regulation of transcription by RNA polymerase II; negative regulation of G1/S transition of mitotic cell cycle
Cellular component (GO): nucleus; chromatin; transcription regulator complex
Molecular function (GO): RNA polymerase II transcription regulatory region sequence-specific DNA binding
Source: RefSeq, a predicted model, not a curated record
AGAGGAAAGUUUAUGACAGAACAAUACAAGUGAUUGCGAGGGAAAAAUAAAACAGCAUUUUUAUUAUUUAUCUUUGUAGUGAUGAGAAGAAGCUUCAAAACCCUCAUCAAUGGCCGACAAAUUCGCUUUAUAAGACUCUGAUUGAUCAAUUCAGACUUCAUUGCUGUGUGUUCGGUUGGAUUGUAGAGCUCGAACUUUGCCGAUCGACAUAAAAUUCGCCCACACCCAGUUCUGAUUUUCUGUUUAUUUUUACCUUUUUGCCACGACUCACUAACAGAAGCACCUGAAGAAAUAGGUACCUGGAACUUUAACGUAUUUUUCGUUCACUGCUGUUUUUUCCCCUUGUUUUUCUCUCCUUCCUUUGCGACUUUUGAAUGGGUAUAGUUGAGGCGACUGAAUCUGUAGAAAAUGCGUUUUUCAGUGGCUUGAAAUUAGUUGGAAAAUGACGAUCAGGCGCUUUUGAAUUUACGCUAUGAAGUUAGGAACUUGCGGAUUUGAGGUGAAAUUUAUGAUAAGAGUAAUUUUUGGUUGAAAUUUUGAGCUGGAAUAUGGGCCAAGGAAUCCUUGUUAGAAAUUGUGGCAUUAGUUGAAGAAGUCGGUUUGUGUGUUGUAUAAUUAAUUAUUUAGAUUAGGAGCAGUUUCCUAGUUAUUAUAGGAGAUUUAAUUUAUGAUGAGAGUAAUAUACCGAAGAGAUUUUGAGCUAAAAUCCAGGCAGGAGAAUCUGUCUUCUGUUUUAAAUAUAAAAGAGUGGCAUUUGAAUAACAAGGCGGUUUAUAAGAUGUAUACGUUUAGGAAUACUUUUGUAGCUGAGAUUGUAGGUUAGGUGAGUUUUAGUCCAGUGCAAGGUCUUCUAUUAUUAAAUAUUUGAGCCAAAUUUAGUCGGUGAUGCUGUGUAAAAAUAAGGCAAAGCGAUUGAACAUAGUUUUAUGGAUAUGAUUUGUUUUGGUAACUGUAAUGGUAGGGUUUGACUGUGUAGAGUCUGUUCUGGCGAGCGAUUUUGCGAGGAUGAAUUCUUUUUUUGAGGAUUUGAGGCGGUAUUAGAAAUUAACAAGGUGUUCCAUGAGUCCUGGAUCGUUGUUAAUGGAAGACAUCAAGCCUUCAACGAGGUUAAAUGGAUUGAAUCCCGAAGAGGAUAGCAUGGAAGCUCGGCUCAAAGAAUUUUGUCAGAGAGGGCUGUCUUUGGAGGAGGAAACCACAGAACAGGCACUUCGUUUGUUCAGAGAAACCAAGGAUGUUCUGUUGGCUAAUAUGAAAUCCCUUGCCAACGGAAAUGCAGAGGAAAAUGAGCGGUUUUGGUUUUCUUGUGUUCUUUAUUCUGUUAAGAGACUGAAUGGUGGCAACACAGUUAGCAAAAUAAACCAAGAAGACAAUGAUACUGGUUUUACGCUUUCUCAGAUCUUAAGAGUUGCCAAGCUCAAUAUCCUGGAUUUCUUCAAGGAAAUGCCACAAUUUUUCCUCAAAGCAGGCUCCAUUAUAAACAAACUUUAUGGAAUCGACUCGGAGAAAAGGCUUCAGACAAAGGAGCUCCAGGCAAAUUUUGUUCAUCUGACUGUAUUGUACAAGUAUUACAAACGAGUAUACCAGGAUUUCUUUUUAUCAGGGGAUAGUACUCAAGAUGCAGUCACAAAUGGUUCUGAGUCUGUUUUAAGUGGCAUUGAGCCUGUUUCAAACUAUCUUAGAUUUGGUUGGAUGCUGUUCCUGGCAUUGAGAAUCCAUGUUUUUAGCCGUUUCAAAGACCUGGUAACUUGCACAAAUGGGUUGGUAUCAAUAUUGGCUAUUCUGAUUUUGCACGUUCCUAUACGAUGCAGAAGUUUUUCUUUUAAUGAUUCUACUCGCUUUGUUAGGAAAGGUGGCAAAGGGGUCGAUCUGAUAUCAUCUCUGUGCAAUAUCUAUCAUACGUCAGAAGAGGACUUGUUAAAAACAAUUGACAAGGCUAAUGCUCUGAUAGUUGACAUUUUGAAAAAAAACCCAUAUCCUGCUUCAGAAUGCCACACUGAAGAGUUGAAGGAUAUUGAUACAGAUGGCUUGACAUAUUUUCAAGAUCUUGUAGAAGAGAGCUCCAUUGUAUCAAGUAUUCGAAUUCUUGAAAGGGAUUAUGAAGAUGCGAUCCAUGAUAGGGGAGAACUUGAUGAACGAAUGUUUGUAAAUGAAGAAGAUAGCUUAUUUGGUUCAGGAAGUGUUUCCGGGGGCAAUGUAAAUAUUACUGGAUUAAAGAGAAAAUAUGAUGCUAUAUCCUCACCAACAAAGACAAUAACAAGUCCAUUAUCUCCGCCGGGCUCUCCAUUGACAUCCCCAGUAAAAGAGAGCUCUACACCCUCUAAAAAUAAGAUGCCCCCACCUUCUACACCAGUGAGCACAACAAUGACAACUGCAAAAUGGCUUCGAACUGUGAUCACUCCACUUCCUGCAAAACCCUCUUCAGAGCUUGAACAGUUCCUUUCAUCAUGUGAGAGGGAUAUAAAACCAGAUGUGAUCCGUAGAGCACAAAUAAUACUGGAAGCAAUUUUUCCUAGCAGUGCACCUGUGUACAGAUGUGUUGCUGGAAGCCUUCAGAGCGCUGCAUUGAUGGAUAGCAUAUGGGCAGAGCAGCGUAGGCUGGAAGCAUUAAAGCUAUAUUACAGGGUUUUGUCUGCUAUGUGCAGAGCAGAGUCACAGAGAUUACGUAGCAGUAACUUGACAUCCCUGCUGACUAAUGAAAGAUUUCAUAGAUGCAUGCUUGCUUGCUCGGCAGAACUUGUUUUGGCAACACACAAGACAGUUACAAUGAUGUUUCCUGCAGUUCUUGAACGAGCAGGGAUUACUGCAUUUGAUUUGAGCAAGGUGAUAGAAAGUUUUGUAAGGCAUGAGGAAACUCUCCCAAGAGAGUUAAAGCGGCAUCUGAACUCAUUAGAGGAAAGAUUACUGGAAAGCAUGGCAUGGGAAAAGGGCUCCUCAAUUUACAAUUCCCUUAUUGUAGCAAAGCCUGGCCUUUUGCCAGUAAUAAAUCAACUAGGCCUUCUAGCAGAACCGAUGCCAUCUCUAGAUACCAUUGCUAUGCAUCAUAAUCUCACUUCUGGAAAUCUUCAGCUAUCCACCAUUCCUCACAAGAGUGAGGCUAUACCAGAUAAUAAUAUUGCUGCUCCAUCUUCACCUCAGAGGCAUACUCCUCCUGUAGUUUCAAUUGAGAUGGCAGUUGGAGUUUCAGGUGUAAAUAAUAGCUUUGUCUCACCAGCAAAGGACCGGUCCUCAGCCUUUUUAGCCUUUUCCUCUACAAAAUCAAGAUUACAGCCUCCUCUGCAGACAGCUUUUGCAAGUCCCACACGACCAUGUUCUGCAGGAGGAGGGGAGACUUGUGCAGAGACUGGAAUAAAUGUAUUUUUCCAGAAGGUUCUUAAGCUAGCUGCAAUUAGAAUCAAGGGCUUGUCUGAGAGACUUAAUCAACCUAUUCAUGUUAUGGAACAAGUUUAUCGUCUUGUAAAAUGUGUUCUAAACCAAGAAACAAGUUUGUUUUUCAAUAGACAUAUCGACCAAGUCAUUCUUUGUAGCUAUUAUGGGAUUUCAAAGGUUUCUGGUUUGGGGUUGGCAUUUCGAGAAAUUGUUGCUCAGUACAGGAAACAACCUCAGUGUAAACCUCAAGUAUUCCGAAAUGUAUUCAUUGAUUGGUCAUUAACAAACCAUCCUGGGAAAACAGGGCAGGACACUGUGGACAUUAUUGCAUUUUAUAAUGAAGUGUUUGUGCAUACUAUGAAGCCCUUCUUGGUUCAGUUUGCUCCUAAUGCCGCACCUGGAAAUCAUAACCAUAGCUCAGAAGAUCCAGACAAAAAUGAAGGUCCAUCUCCAGGAUCACCUGGACCAUCACCUUUUCCCAGUCUUCCAGAUAUGUCUCCCAAGAAAGUAUCAGCUGCGCAUAAUGUCUAUGUUUCACCACUACGCUCUUCCAAGAGGGAGACACUCAUUUCAAGCCAUUCGAAAAGUUUGUAUGCAUGUGUUGGUGAAAGUACUCAUGCAUAUCAAAGCCCUUCAAAAGAUUUGACAGCUAUUAACAAUCGUCUGAACAGCAGCAGACGUGUUAGUGGCAGACUCAACUUUGAUGAUGCAGGGUUAGUGAGUGACACCCUUGUGGCUGGGAGUUUGUAUACCUCACAAAAUCCUGGCAAUCUUACUUCAGAUUCUGUUCUAAGCCAGUCCCAGUCUUUGCCAUGGACAACAUCAGCUUCACCUUUGAAGCGGAGACAAACAGAUAGAUAACAAGUAUACCAAUGGGCUGUAGAUAAUUCAUUAUUUUCUAAUUUAGUGUAGACAUUAACACCAGGGCUGUUAGGCUAUUUCAAUUUUUCCGUUAAAUUGGGUUGCUGGCUGUUCUAGCAUCAAUUUGUUUAGAACAAUAGAGGUAGAGCUAUGCAACAGGAGAUGGACUUGAUACCAAAGAAUGAGGUGUUCAUUUACUGUUGCAACUUGUGCCAUAGUAGUUGCAGUUGUCUCAGUGAUGUUCUUCCAAUGGGCAUGUGAUGCCUGCUUCAAAGUAAAAUCAUUAUGUUGCUAAAUAAGAUCCGAUUCCAAGGAAUUUGUACUGUGCAUAACUUUGAUUCUUUUUGGCUAAAAGUUCGAGGAAUUAGAAGAAAGUUGUAUGGUGCACCAUCAUCAUUAUUUUAGUUUUUCUUUUCUGUUA